UGAUUGGUGUAAAUACAGUAGUAUUGCAUUCAUUGUAUGAGUGAAUGAGUCAAUUGAAACUCAAUUACUAUUGUUUUGUUGAUUCAUUGAUUGACUCAUUAAGUGAUUAGUUGUCGUAGUUGUGAUUGAAGACAAACAGACAAACAAACAAACAUUUAAAGAUAUGUCUCAUAAAUACCAAAACCAAUCGAUGACUCUCUGGAUUGGAGACAUCGACGAAACAAUGGAUGAGAUGUUUGUGAAGACAUCCUUUCAUCUGAUGAGUCAUAAACCAAAACAAGUGAAGAUUGUCCGAAACAAAAUAACCGGACAACCAAUGGGUUAUGGAUUUAUAACAUUUGAAAGCGAAGAAUUGGCACAAAAAGUAUUGAAUGAACUCAAUGGACAACAAAUACCAAACGCUGCUGAGGGAAAGCGCUUCCGAUUAAACAUAACGAGUAGUAGAGAUGACACUGAGUUCUCCAUAUAUGUCGGGGAUCUAACUCUUGAUGUCAACGAUCACAUGCUUCUCAAUGCUUUUGCUAAACACUAUCCGUCCACCUGUUCAGCCAAAGUAAUGACUUCUGAGAGUCAGAACCGUCGCUUUGGAUUUGUUCGGUUUAGUCAAGAAAGUGAUUACCAAAAUGCGUUGAGUCAAUGCAAUAACUCGACUAUUUUGGGUCCAAAUCCCAUAACUGUGAGGGCAGCCAAACCCCGGCGCUUACAAAGACAGAAUUAUGGUCACCAAAGGACUCGAACCUAUGAUCGCUCUAAUAGUGAACGGUUUGUUAUUCAACAGCAACACCAUCACCCACAACAACAACAACAACAACCGCCGCAAAUACAACAACAAAGACAAUUUCAACAACAAAAUCAACAACAGUUUCAAGAGAUAUCUCAACCAAUUUAUAGUCCAGAUAUGAGUACCGGUAGUCAAUAUAGUGCAGUCUCUCCUUCUUCUGGUCAACAACCCAUAUGGAUAUACCCAAUGAUGCCAUACAAUGCCUUACCUGUCAAUUAUGAUUCAUAUGCUUACGGUCAACCAUCAUAUGGACAGCCUGUCUACUAUCCGAACUGUGAUAAUAUGUUAUAUACACUAAUUCCUGGCUCUGUCUAUAUGCCCGAUGCAAGUAAUCAAUAUAUUGACGAUAAAUUCAAUGAAGAAAUGAUGGCCAAAAAUGAUGAUUUAUAUUCAAGUAUUGAAAACACCCGUUGGUCGACACCUAUUGAAUCGGAAAAGGAGUCGAAAAUGCAAUGAAUGUCUCAUAAACGAUAUUUUUGGCUCAAAAAAAUUAUAUAAUCUGUGAUUAUCUUUAUUAAGAUAAGAUGAUUACUUGUGAUUUUAGUCAACAAUUUUAGAUAAAACAGUCAAUUAAAACAACUCAUUAUUUCAUCAUUUGUUUUAUGUUUGUAUAAUUCGUUAAUAAUGUA
Oppia nitens is the source of this 1410-nucleotide messenger RNA. Its product is annotated as tRNA selenocysteine 1-associated protein 1-like. NCBI's taxonomy places the organism in Eukaryota, Metazoa, Arthropoda, Arachnida, Sarcoptiformes, Oppiidae. Gene Ontology annotation, cellular component: cytosol. Gene Ontology annotation, biological process: mRNA splice site recognition. The record is from RefSeq and is a predicted model, not a curated record. Bases 164 to 1237 code for a protein of 357 amino acids. Gene Ontology annotation, molecular function: mRNA binding. The transcript has 6 exons.